Somion occarium is the source of this 1421-nucleotide messenger RNA. The record is from the annotation of a GenBank genome assembly. Lineage: Eukaryota; Fungi; Basidiomycota; Agaricomycetes; Polyporales; Cerrenaceae.
ACGUCUCUUCGUCCCCAACCACGACGACCCCCCAGUUAGUUCUGGCCGCUAUCGUCGAUUGUUCUGGUUGUGGUAGGUUAACACGACUCUCGUUGAUCUUUUCGUUAACUUGGACAGUAGCAUCUAUCUUUUGACCUCAGAAUCCGAGCCUUUUCUGCAGGUUAUAGUCAUCCUUCCUCUCCUUUCUUCUCGGCCCUUCGCCCAGUCACCCAAAUCCUACCAUGGCCUACGCGCAACCAUUUCCUCUUGCUCAACCCCUACAAAAGCCACAGCAGCCAACUUUUGGCCCUGAUCUGGCUGUACGACUUAUCUGCCCAGAUUGCAGAGAUCCAAACCCUAACAUCAUUGAGGAAUUCAGCAGCGGAGACCUUGUUUGUGGGACAUGCGGACUAGUACUGGGCGACAGGGUCGUAGAUACUAGAAGCGAAUGGCGGACAUUCGCCAACGAUGAAGGCGACGAUCCUUCUCGUGUUGGUGCUGCAUCCGAUCCUCUCAUGGAGGGCAUGGAGCAGCUUGAUACUGUCAUCUCCUUCAAAGAUGGCGGUUCUGGAUUGGCGCGGGAAUUGCAGCGUGCUGCAUCACGUUCCACCGCCUCGCGCUCCGAGCGCAACCUCCUCCAAGCUUUCCGCGACAUCGCCUCUUGGUGUGACCAGUUCUCCCUUCCGAAGACGAUUUCCGAUAUCGCAAAGCAGUUAUACAAACGUUCCGACGAGGAAAAACUCUUGCGCGGAAAGCCUCUAGAUGCAGUCAUUGCUGCAUGUAUAUUCAUUGCCUGUCGUCAGGCUCAUGUUCCACGAACAUUCCGAGAGAUAUGCACCCUGACCCAUGUCCCUAAGAAGACCCUCGGUCAAUGCUACAAGGCUCUGGAGCAGGCGUUCAAUCUCACCCUUGGUGCGUCUGCAAGUCGCUCAUCAUUAUCAGUUGGUUCCAAGGCAGCUGGCCCCGAAUCACUUCUUUCCCGUUACUGCAACCACUUGGAUCUCCCUCCGAACGUCGAGCCAAUUUGUGCCGACAUUAUCGGCAAAGCGCGCGAACUUGGUAUCGCGGACGGCCGCUCACCGGUAUCUAUCGCCGGUGGAGCCAUCUACUUCACAUGCCAUUUGUUAGGAAAGGUGAAGAGUGCUAGGGAUAUCAGCACAGUUGCAGGGGUGAGUGAGGGUACGAUCAAAUUGGUCUACCGCUUGUAUUAUGCAGAGAGAGAGAAGUUGGUCAAGGAGGAAUGGAUCAAGGAUGGGCGGGCCAAACUGGAGAGAUUGCCUGUUGACACGACGAAGUAGGUCGCUACGGGGGCCCAUUGUUUAGUUCUCUGGACCCUGCUGCACUGGAACUUGUACCAUAUUCUAGGUUACAUUCAUGAUAAUAAUGAAUGCAUUUUCCACCCAUACUUACAACACAUACUUGAUGAAUGGCUGUGGUUCAUC